Molecule: messenger RNA, 653 nt
Organism: Acaulospora colombiana
Lineage: Eukaryota; Fungi; Glomeromycota; Glomeromycetes; Diversisporales; Acaulosporaceae
Source: the annotation of a GenBank genome assembly
GACCCGUGCCUUCGUAUGCGCCCUCCAUAAUCAUCUUGGCCCUCGUCGUCCUCAGCUUCUUGUUCGCCAGUCAGGAUGCCAUGAGCUCUGGUGUUAUCUACAUGUUCCAACACUUGGCCGACCACCCAGAAAUUCUCGCCAAGAUCCGAGAGGAGCAAAAGGCUAUUCGAGGUGGCGAUUAUUCCAAGCCCAUGACUCUGCAACAAGUCGACGAGAUGGUCUAUCUCCGUGCCGUUAUCAAGGAGAGCUUGAGGCUGAAGCCCCCAGUCCCCUACAAGACUACCAAGGCGUUCCCCAUUUCAGGUGAUUACACUGUCCCCGCCAACAGCAUGGUCGUCCCAUCGUUGUACCCUUCGUUACACGACCCCAACGUCUACCCCGACCCACACUUGUUCUUGCCCGAGCGCUGGUUGGACGCCAACAGCCCUGCCAACACCAACCCCAAGAACUAUUUGGUGUUUGGUGCCGGUCCUCACCGAUGUAUCGGCGUCGAGUACACCAACAUUAAUAUGGCAUGUGUGAUGGGUAACGCUGCCGCGUUGAUGAACUGGGAACACAUUACCACCAAGGAUUCGGAGGAGGUGCAAAUGAUUGCCACGAUCUUCCCCAAGGACGGAUGCCUGCUCAAGUUCGAACCCCGUACGGAGGCGUAA